Microsporum canis CBS 113480 is the source of this 1716-nucleotide messenger RNA. RefSeq lists its product as hypothetical. The record is from RefSeq and is a predicted model, not a curated record. The transcript has 2 exons. The coding region runs from base 1 to 1716 and encodes 571 amino acids. Lineage: Eukaryota; Fungi; Ascomycota; Eurotiomycetes; Onygenales; Arthrodermataceae.
AUGCGCCCAUCAGUCAUCUCUGCUUCUACGGCCUUUUUAUUCCUUCACAAGAACCGCAUAAUUCUGAGCCGGCACAUCAAGCGCAGCCUCUCCAAUGCGGCUGCUUCAUACCUCCGUGAGAAUGUCGUCCAAGUACCAGUCGGCAGCAGUGGAAACAUCACAUUGACUGUUCUGUCCCCCAUUGAAAAGCCAGGACCUGAUCUCUCGAACCUCAUAGUCUAUCUGCCUCCUGGCCCGUUGUUCGACACCUCACGGUAUAGAAGAGCCUAUGGCUCCUCCAGUACAAGAAGACACAGCUCUGGCGUUUCGAAAAAAGGGUCUUCCUCCCUUCUACCAGAAGAAAGUCUCGCGAUAACAACCUUAUCCACUACCGUUGCGGUAAAAUACCGUCUUGGAAGGGUACAGGUGGACGGGAAGCAGAAGACUUAUAGAUAUCCUACACCGGUGCACGAUACGUUGGCAGGGCUUGACUGGGCAAUGAAUGAAUUCCAGCCGGAUAAUGUCUUUGUUUUCGGGAGACAUAUAGGCGGCUCAUUAGCCAUUAUGCUGGCUCUGACAGAAGCUCGAGGUCUAAAGGCCGUUGCUGCAGAAGAGCCAGUGUGUGACUGGGUUGGCUUGGAUGAUUACUGCAUUACGGAUAUUGAAACAGAUGGCAAACUUAGAGCAGCGCCGUAUGCGGAGGAAUCGGAAAUAGAACAGGACAAUGAAGCAGAUACCAGCCCUAAUGCACGGAAACGUGGCCGCAAGAAGAAAGAACCAAUACCGACACCGUCAGACCUGGUUCCCUUGCUAGACGCGAGACGAAGAUUAUUUCCAACGCCAGAGAAAUAUUUUGAUGCUUUUGCUUCACCAACGCUAUUCCUCCGGACAUCAGGGAAAUACAUACCUCUAACGUUCCCCGUAUAUCUCACCGGACCGGAGUAUCCUAGUCCUGUGCUGAAACGGCAGCCCAAGACUGAAGCUGACGCGUUAUAUAUGACAGAUUUACUUUCAUCAUCGCCUGCUAGAAGCUCGUCUUCAGGGAGUACGUGUGAAGGCUCAGAGGUGGCAGCCAGCGAACCACCUCUCACAUCCCUGAUUAAACCUGUGCGUAAACGAAAGGUCCUAUCUCGUUGGCCACCGUCUGGUUUGGAUUAUGGGCUGGAAGCAUACGAAUCAAAGAACAGAUGGGUGAAGCGAGAGGAAACAGUGCUUCCGGAUGUCCGGAUAUUUGUCCACGAUCAGGACGCGCAAGCAGCACGAAUGGAAAACCAAGGCAAUGCCACAAACUCAGGCGAGGGUAGCGGCGGUGAUGAGGGCCUUAGCGCGCAGAUGCAAGCUGCUAAGCUGAAUGACGUCCAUAAUGAACAUGGAAUGACGACCCAGAGUCUUCCAUCAGAGCGUAAGCCACGUUCAUCAACUCGCUUUCGAGGAUCCCUUCGAAAUAUCGGAAGAAUAAGCGGUGAUACGGUGUUAACUCGCCAAGGCAAAGAGAUGGUCUCACUCAUGCAUAAUGCAUGUUUCUGGGGAAGAGAAAAGGGGGCUGCUGAACGAUGCGUAAAGCUGGUUCCGAUAGCAGCCCACGAUAGAAGCCAAAUACCACGCCCUACUGAUAGUGAGUUACAUACAGUAGACGCAACUACAGAUCUAGAUUCCAUUUCUCAGCAGUCUCAUCCUGUUGAGGUACAAGCUGGACGACACUUUAUGGAUCUUUUGCGUAAUGAUACGUCAGAGUGA